Molecule: messenger RNA, 7909 nt
Organism: Carassius auratus (goldfish)
Lineage: Eukaryota; Metazoa; Chordata; Actinopteri; Cypriniformes; Cyprinidae
Product: kinase D-interacting substrate of 220 kDa B-like
Exons: 30
Coding region: 1-5172 (1723 amino acids)
Molecular function (GO): protein kinase regulator activity; PDZ domain binding
Source: RefSeq, a predicted model, not a curated record
AUGGACGUGAGCAGCUGUCUGAAGAUGAGCUCUCUGACCACCCAGAGUCUCUUCAGCUAUGUGGAGGAGGAAAACCUUUCGGCCAUCAAAGCUCAUCUGGACAAGUACAGAGAGGUGGACACCAGAAGUGAAAACGGCCAGACUGCUCUCAUGCUGGCCUCAGAGCAGGGCAGUCUACAGAUCGUGCAGGAGCUCAUCCGGAGGGGAGCAAAUGUCAACUUGGAUGAUAUUGAUUGCUGGACAGCACUGAUUUCAGCUGCUAAAGAGGGACACACUGAAGUGGUGAAGGAACUCCUGGAGAACAAUGCCAACGUGGAGCAUCGCGACAUGGGGGGCUGGAGCGCGCUCAUGUGGGCCGCUUAUAAGGGUCGUGUGGAGGUGGCACAUCUACUGCUGGAGAAGGGAGCAAACCCGAACAUCACUGGACAGUACAGUGUUUACCCCAUCAUAUGGGCGGCAGGAAGAGGCCAUGCAGAGAUCGUUCAACUGCUGCUUCAGCAUGGAGCCAAAGUCAACUGCUCUGACAAGUAUGGCACCACACCCUUGAUCUGGGCAGCCAGGAAGGGCCAUUAUGACUGUGUGAUGCAUCUACUGGAGAACGGGGCCAAUGUGGACCAGGAGGGAGCGAACUCGAUGACUGCGCUCAUAGUGGCCGUGCGAGGUGGUUUCCCUGAGGUGGUGAAGGAGCUGCUGAAGAGAAACCCCAACAUGAACAUGACUGAUAAAGACGGAAACACUGCGCUGAUGAUCGCUGCCAUAGAGGGCUACACUGAGAUUGUCCAAGACCUGCUGGACGCGGGCACAUACGUCAACAUCCCUGAUCGGAGUGGUGAUACUGUGCUUAUCGGAGCCGUCAGAGGAGGUCAUGUGGAGAUCGUCCGAGCUUUGCUUAAUAAAUAUGCUGAUAUUGAUGUCAAAGGCCAGGACAGUAAGACCGCCCUGUACUGGGCUGUGGAGAAAAGCAAUGCAACCAUGGUUCGAGACAUUCUGCAGUGCAACCCUGACACUGAGGCCUACACCAAGGAUGGAGAGACUCCUCUAAUAAAAGCUACCAAGAUGAGAAACAUGGAAAUAGUUGAGCUUCUUUUGGACAAAGGUGCCAAAGUGUCAGCAGUGGACAAGAAAGGUGACACAGCUCUGCAUAUUGCCAUUCGAGGGAGAAGCCGCAAACUGGCCGAGCUGCUCUUGAGGAACCCUAAAGACGGCCGUCUGCUCUACCGGCCCAAUAAAGAGGGAGAGACGCCCUACAACAUCGACUGCACUCAUCAGAAGAGCAUCCUCACCCAGAUAUUUGGAGCCAAGCACCUGUCUCCCUCUGAGUGUGACGGGGACAUGCUGGGUUAUGACCUGUACAGCAGCGCUCUGGCGGACAUCCUGAGUGAGCCCACCAUGCAGCCGCCCAUCUGCGUGGGGCUUUACGCCCAGUGGGGCAGCGGCAAGUCCUUCCUGCUUAAGAAACUGGAGGAUGAGAUGAAGACGUUCGCCGGGCAGCAGGUGGAGCCGUUGUUCCAGUUCUCGUGGUUGGUGGUGGUUUUGACUCUGCUUCUCUGUGGAUCUGUGGCUCUGGUUCUUGGCUUUGCUGUCGACACUAAACUGGCCAUCGCUGUGGCCCUCAGCCUGCUCGCCCUAAUGUACAUCUUCUUUGUGCUGGUGUACUUUGGGGGGAGAAAAGGAGGGGAGGGUUGGAGUUGGGCCUGGGUCCUCAGCACCAGACUGGCCCGCCACAUCGGCUACCUGGAGCUUCUCCUCAAACUCAUGUUCGUCAAUCCCCCCGAGCUUCCAGAGCAGACCACCAAAGCCCUGCCUGUCAGGUUUCUGUUCACGGACUAUAACCGUCUGUCGAGUGUGGGAGGGGAGACGUCCAUGGCUGAAAUGAUAGCUACGCUGUCCGAUGCCUGUGAGAGAGAGUUCGGCUUCUUGGCCACCAGACUUUUUAGGGUCUUCAAGAAUGAUGAAACUCAAGGAAAGAAGUGGAAGAAGACAUGUUGUGUCCCGUCCUUCGUGCUCUUUGUGCUGACGUCGGGCUGUCUGAUCACAGGCAUGACCCUGCUGGCCAUCUUCAAGGUGGACGCGGAGAACCUGACGGUGAACGCGGUUCUGAUCUCCAUGGCCAGUGUGGUGGGUCUGGCCGUGCUGCUGAAAUGUCGGACCUGGUGGCGGGUGACGGACUCUGUUCUGCACUCUCAGAGGAGGAGGCUCCUUAACGCUGCCAACAGCAUGCACAAGCUCAAGAGUGAGGGAUUCAUGAAGGUUUUGAAGUGUGAAGUGGAGCUCAUGGCUAAAAUGGCUAAAACCAUCGAUGGCUUCACUCAGAAUCAGACCCGACUGGCUGUCAUCAUCGAUGGCCUGGAUUCCUGUGAACAAGAUAAAGUGCUACAGAUGCUUGAUACGGUUCGGGUGCUCUUCUCUAAAGGUCCCUUCAUCUCAAUCUUUGCCAGUGACCCUCAUAUCAUCAUCAAGGCCAUAAACCAGAACCUCAACAGUGUGCUACGUGACUCCAACAUCAACGGCCACGACUACAUGCGAAACAUCAUCCACCUGCCCGUGUUCCUCAACAGCCGUGGCCUCAGCACUGCCAAGAGACUCUGCAUUUCCACUCCAGCCACUGCGGAUCAGCUGAGCUCUGAUGCGUGGCAAGAGGACAUGGACAGGAAGUUGUCUCAGAACAGUCUCGGCGAGCAGGGCAGGCUGGGCAGCAAAACAGCGCUGAACCGCCGGGACACGUACCGCAGGAGACAGAUGCAGCGCUCCGUCACGCGCCAGAUGUCCUUCGACCUGACCAAGCUGCUGGUCACCGAAGACUGGUUCAGUGACAUCAGCCCUCAGACGAUGAGGAGACUGCUCAACAUAGUGUCAGUCACAGGUCGCCUACUUAGAGCCAAUCAGAUCAUUUUUAACUGGGACCGACUAGCGUCCUGGAUCAACCUGACGGAGGAGUGGCCGUACCGCACAUCCUGGAUCAUUCUCUUCCUGGAGGAAACUGAUGGAGUCUCAGAUCAGGUCACACUGAGGACCAUCUAUGAGAGGAUUUCUAAAAACAUCCCCACCACUAAAGACGUGGAGCCUCUGUUGGAGAUCGAUGGUGAUAUUCGUAGUUUCGAGGUGUUCCUCUCAUCACACACCCCUGUUCUCACCGCUCGUGAUGUGGAGAUGUUCCUGCCUUGUACCGUCAACCUGGAUCCCAAACUAAGGGAGAUCAUCGCAGAUGUACGAGAUGCACGAGAGCAGAUGCACCUUGGAGGAGUCAGCUAUCCCACACUGCCCCUGCAAGAUGCUUCGGUACGGCCGCACUCCACAUUUGGGCAGCAGUCUUUGGCCUGCUCUCCCACUGGCUCUUUCCCUGGCUCUUUCGCCCCUACUGGAGUGCUGCCGGCUGCUCAACCCCACAGCAGCUACUUUAGUGGGCUUACGGGACCCCAACAUCCCUUCUACAACCGGCCUUACUUCCCUCAUCAUGUUUAUCACCUGCCCCGACAUUACCCUGGCAGCCCCCAUCACGCCCCCUCACGCCCUGCUACUAAACUCUAUAAGGACCCCAGUCUGGGACUAGAUGUAAUCAGAGAGGACUCCAAUGAGGGUCUUCCCUCUCCUACAUCCCCCUCUAUGAUCAAAUCUCAGCCCUUCCGAAUGAAGCAGGGCUCUGGUUCUGUGGUCUCUAGUGGAUCUCAGGUCCUCCUCAGUUCUCUGAGCAUCGAUGGUGUGUGUGAGAAGCUCAGACAUAUCCAGGGCCUGGACUCCAGCAUGCUGGAGCAGUACAUCGGCACCAUCAAAAAGGCCAACGUGAACGGCCGGGUUCUGUCUCAAUGCAACCUUGAUGAGCUCAAGAAGGAAAUGAACAUGAACUUUGGAGACUGGCAUCUCUUCAGGUCCAUGGUUCUAGAGCAGCGUCAUAUGGAGAACCAGCUGCUGCGUGAUGAAUUGGGAGCGUGCAACGAGCAGGGCAGCAGCGUGUUGACUCAACUCGAACCCCACAGACCCUCCGAAGCGCCACAAGACAUGUCCAUCAACCCAGAAAACUUCACGUACAGCCUCAACCUAAGCUUUGAAGAGCUCAGUGGUGUGGGGCUGGAGGAGCCCGCCAGACAACACAAUGCCCACUGGCUGGCCAACACUCACCGAACGCCAAGCAUAUCCAGUCUGAACUCUCAGGAAUCAUCCAACGACAUCUGCAAGCUGACCGACAAGCAGCAAGCUGAGUAUCGCAAUGCUUACCAGGAAUACAUCUCUCACAUGUCCCAGCUGGAGAUAUCUGCUGCUGGACUGGAGAGUCCCGCUCAAGCCCUGUCCGGCCAGUUCCUCACAGCCAGCUCUGAGGAGAAGACUAAGGAAGGUGGGCAAGAUGGGCGCAAACCCUUCCCCAAAAAGAGCUCCAAACCUGCAGACACUAUAGUGGACUUCUCCUCCGUCCCAGACGGUGCUCUUCUAGAUCCCAUUACAGAGGAGGAUGAGAAGUCAGAACAUGGGUCCGCCGCUAAAAUCCCACCCAGACGCAAGACCAAAGGACAGGGACCGUCUUACCACAGCAUACCGAGCGAUGAAGAAGAUUCAGGUGAGGAGGAGACUGACGCCACCCCGCUGCUGAGAGAAGAACCCUGGGCUGCUGAACCAGAUCUAAGCCUCUUAGCUAAAAGGAAGAGCUUUAUCUCAGACAUCAUGUUGGACAAGAAAUCAUCCGAUUCUGGAGUGAGGUCCAGCAGGAGCUCAUCUGACCACUCGCUGCAAGACGAGGAGAACGAAGCAUCUCAGGAAAAGGAGGAGAAAUCCGGUGAGAAGAAAGAAGAGGAGGCCCAUCUGAUCGAGCUGGUUCUUGAGAGUCCAGUUAAGAAGCGAGUCUUACCACACAGGCUGAGUAACCUUCAGGAUGAGGCCUUGGCCCGGAUGUCCAUCUGCUCCGACGCUCCAUCUGACAGCAGUAGCCCUGAGGACAGCUGGCCCACGUCAGCUGUGAGCAACCUCAACUGCUCACCCGACAAUACUGCGCUCAACAACAACAUCAACAACAGCGCCCAGCAGGAGACGCCCGACUCCACCGACUGCCCCUCCAUCAUUAUACGACCAGGAUCCAGCACCGAGACCACCACGCUGCCCAACCAAAACCUGUGUGGAGGCCACCAGAAGAGGGCCAGCGGUCCCGCCACCGACGCUGCUGAGGAGCGAGAGAGUGUCCUGUGAGCCUAACAAGCUUUCUUACUAACUUAGAGUAAAAAAGUCGAACAACUGCAAUGAUUCAGAGAAACUACAUUCAGGCAUCAUUACUGCACAUUUUCUGUGUCGACUCUGUGAUUAGGUUUGUUUUUGUGAUGAACACAAACUAAAAGUGAUCCUUCGCUGCAGUUUCUUAAUCAGUAUUUUUGGCUAGUUUUGCGUAUCGAUUAGUCAAAUAAAAUAUGUUAUAAAAUCAUUUAAGUAUAACAUUUAUAAAACCUCAAAUGAAUGGUUUACACUUAAAAGUGUACACUAAGUACGAUUCAUAAACAUCAGGAAAUCCAUUAGGUAACACAAUAAAAAAAAUACUUUUACAGCUUUGUUCAUUUUUCAAUUUUCAAGUUGCAUAAAUUAACAUUAGCGUUUUAUAAAUGAACAUGAAAUUAUUAUAUAAUAUUAACCUGUGUUUAAAAAAUGUCAAUGUUCGUUUAUUAUACCUAAUGUCCUGAUUAAUGUUAAAAAAAAUUAAGUUUAUUUUAGUGAUACCGAAAAGUGAUACCGUUUUAUCUGAAAACAAGUCUCAUUAUACUACACAUCUUGUUUUAAAGACAGUUUGAUUUUUUUUUUUUUUGCUUGAAAACAAAACCAAAAUAAUAAGAAGAUGCGGUGUAAAAGUGUGAGAACUCUCGUUGUUGCUGUUUUUGGAGUGGUGCUAAAAAAGUAAUAAACGGAGGCUGUGAAGCUGUUCCUAGUUUCUGAUUUGUUUAGUGCAAAUCCUGUUAUUUCAUGCUCUAUUGCUAACAUUAAAGAUCUAGUGUAGGUUGGUUCACAAUAUUCAAAUCCAUCAAGUAGAGUGGGGAUUUAACCACAUAAGAGUUAGUGCUAGUGUUUUUGCUGUGAUCGGUGAUGUGAAAGCUGUUAUUUAUUUGUGAUUGAAUGCCUAGGUUCACUUUCAGGUCAUCCUUGUUGUUUGAAUUUUGCCUUGUAGUGUUUUAGAUGAGUUGAAUCUAUUUGUGAUCAGUGUUAUGUCAAGAAAAAAAAUAAAAAUAAAUAGUGAAGGUUUCUGUAAGACUUCAUUUGUGUGUGUAUGUCAGUAUCUUGAGUGUUUUCUCAAAUAAAUAAACGUAAUUAUUUUCAAAUCUUUUGAGAAGUUCUGAUUUUGUAUUUGAAAUAAUGCAUUAUAUUUGAAAAUUAAAAUCAGACACAUUUAAAGUUAAUCUCUGGUAAAUUUAAGCUUUUUUUGUUCGUGUGUGCCGAUGGAUUGCACGCCAAAGUCAUAACAUUUAAAAACUUGUAUUUUAAAAUCGCUUACAUUUAUGUGUAUUUGAUGAGACUUGCCAACUGUCAAUCAUUUUCCCCACAAAUCAUAAAACUGAAAACGAUCAUUGUUUUUACUGAUGUGAAGUCUGGCUGCCAGCAGGUGGCGCACUCUUCACAUCAACAACACUAAUCGAGAGUUUUGGCUGCGUUUGAGAGUCAACCUUUAAUUUUUAAAUGUACACUUUGCGGAAAUAUGUGAAAUAAAGAAGUGCACAUACCACUAUUAUCUUCUUUUCGUGUAGUUAAAUAGUUUUCCUGAAUUACAUCCCACAAAUUGACUUCCUUCAAAUGUAUGCGUCUCUUACUACACUAUAAAUUAAAUCUAUUUUUAUUUUAUAUUGGUCUUAUAUGCUAACAUUGAAAAUGUAUCAGCUUUAUUGACAAAACUUUAGUCCAGGGGAUUUGGUGUACAGUUCUGAAUAAUUGGCAGACACUGUAAAAAAAAUUGAUGAUUUAAUAAAAUAAAUAAAAAUCACUAUCCAGGUCUGAUUUAUUCUUUUGCGCUCAUUAAUGGGCCGACUGUAAACCUACAGUCAAUUAUUGAAUAAACUGAAUUCCACAAAUCAAAAGCUCAAACGUGGAUUUAACUGCCAUUUCAUCCCCACACAGAUUAUACUAAUGAGAGAACCCGUGGAUACGAUCACAAUUAAUGAUCAAACUUCCAAGAAUUGAGUUUCACCACAAAAGAAGAGAGAAGCAGGUCAAUCGCAAGAAAAACUGAUAGGCUGUAUGAUUUGUGGACAGUUAUAUAUUAAGAAAAAUGAAUGCACUGAAAUGAAUGCAUUUUUUUUUUUUACACAGCCAUAUGGCAAUGUAAAAGAUUGAUUCAGGUUUCAAUCAAUGUGGGUGAAUGUGCAUGUGUGAAGGGUCAGUGACAUGCUUUUGAAUCCUGGAUAUAAAAGACAAGGUCAAUAUACAGAAAAACACCGGCAGACUGACAUUCUUACACACACGCAUAAAAGACCAGCGUCAAAUAAAGCAUUUGAUUUAUUUUGUAUAAAAAAAAAAAAAGGUACGAUUUACAAUAUUACUUUUAUAAAAAGUCUCAGCAUACAGCAUAACACUUUGCAGAUACUGACAGUCCAAUUUCUGCAACUAUACAAGAUAAAACUCUGAGAGAGUUCACAAGGUUUCAUCAUCAUCUCAUUUUCAACGUCCAGUCCUUCGUGUGCCAAAAGAAUUGACAAAAACAGACUUAAACUUUGUACAGUAACUAACCACGUCUUCUCCUAUUCACACGGUCUUCACGGAAAAAAGGUAAGACUUCUUCUCAAUGCAGAGAAAAGGUUCCUUGUGAUCUUUUACAGGUUUCCCUCCUAUUCUCAGGGAAUAUAGUGCUUCUUCCUCUUGAAGAAAGGACCAAAUAAGUCUUUUUAGAAGAUAAAUAAUCAAUGUCCGAACUUAUAGCACAUCACAUGGAUUGUCCUUUUUAGAAGCAAAAAAA